AAGGAACUGUCGCAAAGACUGUUGCUACUGAAGGAACUCAACCAACAUCAGCUGCAACCGAAGGAGUGACUGAAGGAACUGUGGCCAAGACUGUUGCUACUGAAGGAACUCAACCAACAUCCGCUGCAACCGAAGGAGUGACUGAAGGAACUGUCGCCAAGACUGUUGCUACUGAAGGAACUCAACCAACAUCCGCUGCAACCGAAGGAGUCACUGAAGGAACUGUGGCCAAGACUGUUGCUACUGACGGAACUCAACCAACAUCAGCUGCAACCGAAGAAAUGACUGAAGGAACUGUCGCCAAGACUAUUGCUACUGAAGGAACUCAACCAACAUCGGCUGCAACCGAAGAAGUGACUGAAGGAACUGUCGCCGAAACCGUUGCUACUGAAGGAACUCAACCAACAUCACCUGCAACCGAAGGAGUCACUGAAGGAACUGCGGCCAAGACUGUUGCUACUGAAGGAACUCAACCAACAUCAGCUGCAACCGAAGAAGUGACUGAGGGAACUGUCGCCAAGACUAUUGCUACUGAAGGAACUCAACCAACAUCAGCUGCAACCGAAGGAGUCACUGAAGGAACUGUCGCGAAGACUGUUGCUACUGAGGGAACUCAACCAACAUCAGCUGCAACCGAAGGAGUCACUGAAGGAACUGUCGCCAAGACUGUUGCUACUGAAGGAACUCAACCAACAUCAGCUGCAACGGAAGAAGUGACUGAAGGAACUGUCGCCAAGACUGUUGCUGCUGAAGGAACUCAACCAACAUCAGCUGCAACCGAAGGAGUCACUGAAGGAACUGUCGCCAAGACUGUUGCUACUGAAGGAACUCAACCAACUUCAGCUGCAACGGCACCUGAGAGUAGGGAGGAAACAAUCUCACUGAGUAGCAGUAGUACGCCGCAAAUGCAGGAAACAACGAUGAAAAAGUUCUGCGAACAUAUGGAGUACAUAGAAACUUUAAUUGCAAAUAAUGCUGUAACUACUUCUCCAGAAGACAUCUCAAACAAAAAUGAUUUGAUCUCACGUGGAGUGGACUUUGUUGACAAGAAUCCUCGAAUUAUCGUUCAUAUACCAAAGGACGGUGCGAUCAUCCGGGAUGUCAAAAUUCCAUCGACUAAUCUCAAUGAAGUUACUGUGAUAUUCACAACCAUUUUAGGCGUUGUCGUUGGUCCCAUACGGGGAAGUCCAACUGCGCUAGCAGCACACGAGUUUCCGACAGAAAGUGUCGCGCAAAUCAUCAUCGACUUGACAUCGACUAUGCACAACAGUCCACCGAAGGGUGUGACUUUGUCAAUUGUUGCUUGUGCUCCUGGUACAACAACAGUCAUGACAGAAGGUACAACGAGCAUUGGUCGUGAAUCAACGGAAACAAUUCCCAUAGGUGCCACCAUGCCUGGUGAAACGGAAACUACAAUUAUAUCAAUUUCAGCAGAAAGUGUUUCCACAAUUGGAUAUGUCCCAGAAACAUCAGCAGCAAGUGAAACUAUUGCUACCAGCACUGCGAAAAUAACAAUACCAGCUGCAACUUCAUCUGAAAGUAGCGAGGAAACAGUCUCACUGAGUAGCACUAGUACGUCAAAAAUGCAAGAAACAACGAUGAAAAAGUUCUGCGAACAUAUGGAGUACAUAGAAACUUUAAUUGGAAGUAAUGCUGUUACUACUUCACCAGAGGACAUCUCAAACAAAAAUGAUUUGAUCUCACGUGGAGUGGACUUUGUUGACAAGAAUCCAAGAAUUAUCAUCAAUAUACCAAAGGACGGUGCAAUCAUUCGAGAUAUCAAAGUUCCAUCGGCUAAUCUCAAUGAAGUUACUGUGAUAUUCACAACCAUUUUAGGCGUUGUCGUUGGUCCCAUACUGGGAAGUCCAACUAGUCUACCAGCAGACGAGUUUCCGACAGAGAGGGUCGCCAAAAUUAUCAUCGACUUGACAUCGACUAUGCAAGACAGUCCACCUAAGGGUGUGACUUUGUCAAUUGUUGCUUGUGCUCCUGGUACAACAACAGCCAUGACAGAAGGUACAACGAGCAUUGGUCGUGAAUCAACGGAAACAAUUCCCAUAGGUGCCACCAUGCCUGGUGAAACGGAAACUACAAUUAUAUCAAUUUCAGCAGAAAGUGUUUCCACAAUUGGAUAUGUCCCAGAAACAUCAGCAGCAAGUGAAACUAUUGCUACCAGCACUGCGAAAAUAACAAUACCAGCUGCAACUUCAUCUGAAAGUAGCGAGGAAACAGUCUCACUGAGUAGCACUAGUACGUCAAAAAUGCAAGAAACAACGAUGAAAAAGUUCUGCGAACAUAUGGAGUACAUAGAAACUUUAAUUGGAAGUAAUGCUGUUACUACUUCACCAGAGGACAUCUCAAACAAAAAUGAUUUGAUCUCACGUGGAGUGGACUUUGUUGACAAGAAUCCAAGAAUUAUCAUCAAUAUACCAAAGGACGGUGCAAUCAUUCGAGAUAUCAAAGUUCCAUCGGCUAAUCUCAAUGAAGUUACUGUGAUAUUCACAACCAUCUUCGGCGUUGUCGUUGGUCCGAUACAGGGAAGUCCAACUGAUUUAUCAGCAGACAAGUUUCCGAUAGAAAGGGUCGCCAAAAUUAUCAUCGACUUGACAUCGACUAUGCACGACAGUCCACCUAAGGGUGUGACUUUGUCAAUUGUGGCCUGUGCUCCUGGUACAACAACAGUCAAGCCAGAAGGUAAUAUUCGAUUGUUUCUUUCGAUUUUAGACGAACCAUUGUCAGUAAGGAAGGAUAUGCUUAGGAGUCCUCUGUAG
Messenger RNA from Rotaria sp. Silwood2, 2771 nucleotides. NCBI's taxonomy places the organism in Eukaryota, Metazoa, Rotifera, Eurotatoria, Philodinida, Philodinidae. The record is from the annotation of a GenBank genome assembly.